GUUACUAAUAUUAAAGUUGUCCAAAAAAAAGUAUCUCAAAAUUAUAAUAAAAAUUAUAUCGUUGUUAAGUUUAAAUAAAAAAGCAAUAACUUAGACAACCAAUCUUACUUCAAAGUGUCAAAGUGGAAAACGGUUUCAAACUGUUGUGUUUUUGUGAUUAACAUUCCCAGUUGUUCCUCAAAGACUCUGUCUUAUUUUUAAUUGCAGCAACAUAGUGACAGAGGAAAGAUGGAAUUAACACAAGAUUUAAUUGCUAUUCAAAAUAUAAUUGGUGAAUGUGAGCGUCAAGUCGGAACAUUGGCAGAAAUUAAACACAAAGGAGGAAACGAAUCAAAAAUUGAAUUGGUUGUCAACAAGAUCAAGCAGUUCUUACUUUCCAAAAGCUACAUAACAGAUCCACCCAAUCUUCACAUGAGAAAUAAUGCUUCACUUGAAAAAAUCAUCUUGUUUUUGAUUUUAAACACAAAACUAAAUGAUGAUACCCUUGCAAAUAUUAAGGAAUACAGCCAUCUUAUAAACAUCAUGCCAAAAUGUUCCAAGUUUCUGUUAAUUAACAUAGCAAUUGAAACAGAGUUGAUAGAUAUUUAUGGUAAAGUUGCUAUAAAAUUGCCUUUGCAAAUUGUGUCUGAACUCUUUGAAGCUGCUAAUGAUACUUUCAUAAAUGGGCAUGGUGGAAAGACACUCAAAAAUGUUAAUAUUAUUGUCAGUACCCUAAUUGAGAAAGUGAAUUCAACUGAUAUUCAAGAUAAUCAUGUGUUUGAUAAUAUCAGAAAUAUUAAUAAUAUAAUUGUUAAACUAUUGAUGUACCUUAGUGUGCAUCCUUCAAUCAGUUUAACAAAUGCGACAGACACUGAAAGAGAUUUACACAUAGGAUACACACUUCAUAAAUUAUUUAAGAUGUUGCUGCUUGUGAAUGAAGUGCACAUGGGAUGUGGAAAAAUUGUAGAUGCCUUGGUUAUGACAACUUCAAUUGUGAUGAAACAAGUUACAGUUAAUGUCUUCUGUACUUGGGCAGAGAUUGAAGAAGAUGACUUGCCAUUUCAGUAUGCUAUUGGCACAGAAGCUUACAGAGUAGUCGAGAAAUAUGCGAAAGUCAAACCUGCUGCCGAACUAAUUUCGCUCCUAACUUGCAUGGCGAAGAAACCGAAAUCGUUAUCAGAAAUCAUCUCAGGUGCAUCUGUCACCUCAAUAGUGAAUCAUAUCAACGACGCCGAUGAACAUCAGCGUCGGUGGUUUGCUGCUCUUGUGCGUAAAAGCGAUAUCUUCGACAUUCCCACAAGCCGCGAGUGUUUGCAGCGCUGGAGUGCGCUGUGUACUCUGGACGAGGUGCUCUCUAUUUUAGAAUUAGCCAUGUCCAAGGACGAAUCAUGCAAACGCCUCGCUAUCAAAUGCGCUGCGCAUUUGUCUGUGCCAAACUUAUCGACUUUGAUCGCGAGGUCGUUCUGGAUCGAUCAACCUUGGAAAACUUACAUUGAACUGACCUCCGUUCAGCCCCAACUCACUCUUCUGCUGAAUAAAAUGCAAAAUGGAUGUAACGAGGAAUUAAUUCGAAAUAUUCAACUUUUACUGCUUGAAAAUCCACAGGAAGUAAUUGAGAUUCUCUUUAGGGAGUGUAUUAAAACAGAAGUCUAUGUUAAAUGGCUAGAAGAUGUUUUCAGGGCAAUUAAAAAUGUGAUCAGUAUGAAUUUCAUUCCAUUAAUGAAGUUGGAGCAGAUUAUUAAAACUUUGGAUGAGUUGAAGGAGAAUGAGCAGAGCAGUAUCACACAAUUAAUGCAUAUGUUGAUUAGGACAGAGUGUACUGAAGUGAAUCAUUUGUUUACAUAUGUUUUUAAGCCAUUGAUUUUGUCUGCUCAGGAUAAUAAUGAAAAUUUGGAUGUUAUUCUGCAAAUACUAAAGUCACUUCCAGUUGAGUCCUUGAAUGAGACACACAAAGAAGAGCUGGCAAUUGAAUUGAUAAACAACUUGGAAAAACACCGUGUAAAGUAUUCAGAUUUUUGUGCACGGAAAAUUGGCAUUUGUACAUCCAGUACUUCACUUUUAACUCAAAUAAGUGGAUCAUUUGAAGAUAUGAAUGAGGUUCACAAAUCUGAACUUAACAAACUGAACAGUUACUACCUCACAUUGACUGGGGCAAAUUCAUAUCAAAGUCUUCUUAAUUAUGUAUUUCCAAAUUUUGUAAUUGAUUCGUAUGGCCAGCAAAUUAGCAAGCUACUUAAGAUGUUGUCACGUUGUGUGACACAAGAAUGGUUGCAAAUUACAGAAGAGGUUGCGACGACCCUAGGAAUGCAAAAAGCAGCUGAGUCCCUAACUGAUGUUCUUAUAUUGAUCUGCGAAGUUACCAACACGCAAGGUGCUGAUAACAAACCUGUCUUCACCGCACUAUCGUAUUAUUUAUCGAAUUAUGGAAUCUGUAUACAGAAAAUGCGCGAGAAAGAUAUCUCCCUACAAUUCGAAGCGGAGACUGUAAAAAAUAUUUGCCGUUUGAUUAAGAUGCUUCCGCAGGAUAUAAAGUAUCAAGAGGGUGUGAAUUUGAUUAAUUUAUUCUCCGAGAAAGCAUUGCAGAGCUUAUCCAAGGACAGGCAAUUUGUCGCUGCUCUUGUUGCGCUCGGCAAUGAUAAGUUAAGUCAAAUAAUAGCCAACAAGAUGUUGGAAAUCAAAAAGCAGUGAAGCAUUACCUUUUUAUUUUUAUAUUUCUCAUAAGAAUAUAAAAAAUCAAAAACA
Messenger RNA from Dalotia coriaria, 2721 nucleotides. RefSeq lists its product as uncharacterized. The record is from RefSeq and is a predicted model, not a curated record. NCBI's taxonomy places the organism in Eukaryota, Metazoa, Arthropoda, Insecta, Coleoptera, Staphylinidae.